AUGCAGGCGUUGAUAAGCGUAGAGGGGCUAGAAAGAGAAGUCUUGGUCGGUAGGCAGAACAGGGCUAAUGGUGUGUAUAAGCCCAAAAGGAAAGGUCCUUGUCAAAGGGAUCUACCAUGGACGAGAAGAAAUGCGAGAAAGAAAGGGAAAAGGGAUGUGAAGAGAAAUGAAGUCAAUGACACCACACCAGACCGACCGGAAAGGGAAGAAGUAGCUACCAUUUCACUUUUCCGUUACAUGCUUUCCCUUGUCACCAACUCUGAUGUCACUGUCAACAAGAAAGAGAGAGAGGGGGAAGUCAGGGUGAGGGAGGAGAAGAAAGGGUGUCAGGGACGAAAGAAAAUAGAGGUCAAGGAGAGCAAGAAGCGGAACUAUAGAGAUGAUAUGAAAGUUUUGUCUUGCGAAUCGGAAGAUGUCCAACAGCCACGAAGGAAGGUUGCUCCCAAUCUCCCCAGUCCCACCCCGGGGAGUCUACAUUUCCAUUUCCUUUGUAAAGCCAUCACUGAGGCACAUCAGCCUUUAUUUAAUCCGACGAAUCACUUACUCCCUCCGGCAGUCCCUGGGCGGCUCUCGGUUCUUGAGCAAAUAGCAAUGAAAGGGCACUCGAAGCAGGUUGAUAAAUCAACGUUUUCUAGUAUAAUAUCCCCACCCGAUAAUAUUGACGAGGUGGUGGGGCUGGUUGGUUCGAUUAAGGAGAACUUUAAUCGACUUAUCAGUUGCUAUGCUCCUUGGAUAAAACAUAGGUGUGAGCAAAUUUUAUCGCUAAACUCGUCUCUGAUCUUCUCUAUUGUUUUGGCUGCUUUCUCUCAUAUGGGUCUUUUCCCAACCGCUGUCAUGUCCCACUGCGCUAGUUCUACUGUGCUUUCCUUCCUUGGCCUAAGAAAGAUCAGAAGAAUUGACAAAGACUGGUAUCAUCCCUUUUGUCUUGUGAACGGAGUCGACAUAGGGUAUGGACAGUCUCCCAUAACAAGAAUAGGAAUACGCGAGCCUUCCAGAUGUGUUUGA
This is a messenger RNA of Sphenostylis stenocarpa, 1005 nucleotides long. The record is from the annotation of a GenBank genome assembly. NCBI's taxonomy places the organism in Eukaryota, Viridiplantae, Streptophyta, Magnoliopsida, Fabales, Fabaceae.